UGGGGCCGGGCCGUCGCCGCCGCCGCCGCCACUUUCUCCAUUCAUAAUUCGCCCACUCCGAAGCGGUGAAGCCGCGAAUCGCUUCACUGCCACGACUGGGAACCCGGCUGCGGGAAGAGAAGGAGGGAGGGAGAGACGAGAGAGAGUGAGAAGAGUGGUCGCUGCUGCUGCUGCUGCUGGUGGUGGUGGAGGGGGACGAGUUUGCGAAGCAAGCGUCCCGCAUUCCACAUUUGUAGUCAUCAACUGCGCGAUGGAGCCGUACCUCGACCAGCAAGUGCCUUUGACGGUCACCUGCAAUGGUGAGCCGGACAAGGGGGGCGGAAGGGCAUGUGGACAGGGCAGAAAGAGGCGCUUGUCCCAGACCGACCUGGCACAGGACUCUGAAGACCUUUUCCAAGACUUGAGCCAGCUGCAGGAAGCUUGGCUUGCCGAAGCCCAGGUACCAGAUGAUGAUGAACAAUUCGUACCAGAUUUCCAGGCUGAAAACUUGGUUUUCCAUGGCCCUCCUCCGGCCAAGAUCAAGAAGGAAUCGUGUGGCUCCACGUGCAUCCUGGGUCCCAGCUCCAGCUGUGUGCGGGAAGCCGGGCUCAUGGGCAACAGGACAGUCUGCACCAACUCUUGCCAGGCUGCAUCCAGCUGCAGCCAAAGGCUCUGCGAUCAGAAACAAUCGGCGAUGUUGCCGCCGCCUACUCCUCCUUGUGUCCGCGUGGCCACGCCCAUGCAUCCCGGCUCCGUUCAGUCCACGCACGGGGAGAUGAGAUACCAAGUGUCGCGCUCUCCUUUGCCGCCCACUCCACCCGGUGUCCUCUCGAGCCAGAGCCAUGUGAAUCUCAUCUCUCCCACCGGCCCACCUGGCUCCAUGCUCAACAGAAUCACACCCGCGAACCGGUCAAGAGCCUCUGUGGGAGGAGGACCACCAACUCCAAUGGGCCUCCCUCCACCCGUUUCUACGCCUCUGCCCCUGUCACCCCAUAUUCCUGGAAAGGAGCGGAGGUUUCAGCUUUCCCACCCUCCCCCUGCCUCUCCGUUUCCACCUGUUCAAUGCCAGUCCGGACAGGCUGGCACUCACUCCCAGUAUCUGCCCGAGCACAGGGUGCAACGGCAGUUGUCGGAGCCGUGCCACCUUUACCCAGUGCACCACGGGGCGCCCUGCGUCGAGCGGCCGCCGUACCAGCGCCAGAUGUCCGAGCCACUUCUGCCAGGGGCCCCCGCAGCUCGGCCUCUGCCUUCGCUCCCGUCGCAGGCCCCGUCCCUCCCUCAGCUCCCACAGCAGGCCUCUUCCCUGCCUCGAAUCCCAGCCCACGCUUCAACUCGGCCUCAGCUGACCCUGCCAGCACUGUCCCUGCCGCCUCCGCCGCGUGCGUUCAAGCAGGAGUACCGCGACGCCCUGUACGACCGCGGCGCUGCUGGGGGUGGGACGGACGGGCCUCCUGAGGCUCCCUUCCCGCCACCGCCGCCGCCACCUCCAUCCACGCACAUCAAGCGAGAGCCGUCCGACUUCAGCUAUGAGCACGAUCUUUCCUGCUGCCCAUCCACAUACCUGACAGGAGACAGCCAUGCCCAUUACCCAACCAUUCCAGAAGGGUAUCUGGUGGAGGGCAGCAACUUGAGAUGUGUGUAUGACGACACUUGUGUGGUGCCAGAGAAUUAUGAAGCUCUGGCGCGCGACGUGAAGCUGGAGCCGGGCUCCGUGCAGGACGGCUCCUUCUGUGAGCUCGGUGCCCGUGCCUGCGGCCCCUACCGCCACGUGGGGGUAGGUGGCCUCUCUGGCCCCUUCCGGGACGGGCCGCCCCCGUACCAGCGGCGCGGCUCGCUGCAGCUCUGGCAAUUUCUUGUGGCGCUCCUGGACGACCCGGCGAAUGGGCACCUCAUUACCUGGACUGGACGCGGCAUGGAGUUCAAGCUUCUGGAGCCGGAGGAGGUUGCGAGAAAAUGGGGUGUCCAGAAAAACCGGCCGGCCAUGAAUUACGAUAAACUAAGCCGUUCCCUUCGUUACUACUACGAAAAGGGCAUCAUGCAGAAGGUGGCUGGUGAGAGGUAUGUAUACAAGUUUGUAUGUGACCCAGAGGCCCUCUUCUCGUUGGCAUUCCCGGACAACCAAAGGCCUCUGCUCAAGGCCGACAUAGAGCGGCAGGUCAGCGGGGCUGACACGGUGCCCCUGACACACUUCGAAGAGAACACCACUUACCUGCAGGAAGUUGGACACUGCAAUCCUGUGCAGUACACCGAGGGCUAUGCCUACUGAGACUGGCCUUGUGCCACAGAGCUGCCCACCGUCUGGCAGGUUAAACUUUGUGUGUGGCAUGACGUGUGCUUUUCAAAUGACCUUAGGUACGUUGAUUAUAGAGGCAUGGAUAUGAAUUCUCACAUGUGUGUAGGGUAUUAUGUGCUUGUUAUCAGGCAGGCUAUAGCCACUUUUAAUGUAAUAAAAGGUCAGAAAUGCCUCUUGAUUGUACGUGACACGUUUUUCAUGUUCAAUUGGUAAAUAACCUAACCUGUUCGGUACUUCUAGAUUUUUUUUCCGAGAGCACAGCUCUCUUUCAGCUUUACUAUGCUACAUAAAGCCAUAACGUGCUACCUAAGCAGGUGGCGAAAGCUUUGCAGUGUUUUCAUCUGAACCUUUCACUCUUUGUAGCGGAGUGCAUCAAGUCGAUGCACAUUUGUAACUAAAUCAUCCUGAAGUGCAGCGAGAGGGCCGGAUGUGGCUUAAUAAUGGCAGUGGCUUGACUGCACGCUGCACAUCCUUGGCCCCACGGCUCCUUUGGGCUUUGUUUGUGGUGACACGUUUGAAUUUGUAUUUUUCAACCUUUGCCCAUUCACGUGCAUGCAAACCAGAUGAAGAACUCUUUUGUUUCCUGAUUUAAAAAUGAUUUAUAUUCAAAACCUUAGCGAUUAUCUUUGAGCUCUUAAAAGUACCUGCUGAUAUAUUUGAUAUGUGUUUGAUUCACAUUUCUUAAACACGAGGAGACACGUGUUUUUACAAGCAAUUUAAAAUCCGUAAUGGAUGUUAUUGGGUUAGAUCACGUAAAUAUAAAGGUGUCGUUAAACCCGCCACCACCGGACACAGCCAAUUAGUAAGGGUUGCCACGUAAACAAAACAUGCCAAUUUGUUAUUAG
Molecule: messenger RNA, 3117 nt
Organism: Petromyzon marinus (sea lamprey)
Lineage: Eukaryota; Metazoa; Chordata; Hyperoartia; Petromyzontiformes; Petromyzontidae
Product: ETS translocation variant 5-like
Biological process (GO): regulation of transcription by RNA polymerase II; cell differentiation
Cellular component (GO): nucleus
Molecular function (GO): DNA-binding transcription factor activity, RNA polymerase II-specific; sequence-specific DNA binding
Source: RefSeq, a predicted model, not a curated record